AAGAGUCUGUUGUGAGUUACGCUGUUAUUCCUGUUUCCUAAAGAGUUGUUUUUGAGAUCUAUUGAAAGAGGGUUCACUAUGUUUCAUAACCACAAAACACUUGACUGUGAAAGGCGUCUUUUGAGAUUUCAAUCGACUCUUAAACUAUAUCAGCCCGUCAGCAGAACAUGACUAUCAUACUUGCACGACUGCUUUACUGAAGGAUGACUCGACUAAAUUUUCUUGUCGGCUCUGUGGAGCCAUUACAAACGUAUGCAAAAUACCAGUCCCGACUUUCAACAACAGCUAAAUAAUACGGUUAAUGGACUUUCUUUCCAGUGUUUUGGCAGACAAAGUAAAUUUGAAUAAUGAUGUAAAUUCGGUAGUCAGAUCCCCCAAUUACCUCCUCAAAGCAAAUUGCGAUCUGUUUAUGUAAAGAACAAAAGGAAACUUCCUUUCGUGAUGAAUACCACGUGACCUUACUUGAUUGAAGUCUAUCUUAAUUUUUUUUUUUUUUUUUUCUGGUCUCCAUUGAAAAGUUUUCUUUAAUUAAAAACAGACAUAACAGUCAUAUAUCUGACCCUGGAGCAGAAUUGUUCUUUCUUUCUACACGAGCGAUUGUAAGGCAGUGCAUACAUAACGCGAUAACUGUCCUUGCUAGAUAAUCACCGGUCAUCUUGAAAAGCAAAUAUGAAUAAUUUUGUUUUCAUUCCUAAUUUUUUCUCUUUGUUUGUUUUGCUUUUUGGUGGCAUUAGCGGCGUAAGCCUUCUAAAAGAGUCUCCUUGGUUUCUGACCGGUCAAUGUGGAAGAAAAUUACCUCGAUUUAAUGGCUAAUAUCAAGAGUAAUUGGUCCGCCAAGCAAACUACGUUCAUUGCAAACUUGGUUUAGUUAGAAGAUAGCGAUAACAGAAAUAUUGUGAUUAAAAAACAGCGUGACAGUGCUUUAAUUGAAAAUACGUCACAAUAAUUCGCACUUUUGUCGCCACCUACAGUCAACAAUAGCGGCAAGAGUUUCAUUUUCACAUUAACCAUGCUCAACUGAUUACAUCAAAAAUUCAUGAUUGACACCGGCCACUCGGUACGUGCCAAAUAUAAUGCGUUACCACAGCAGUAAAUGAAUUUCGCUUUCCGAUGUCAGUUUCAGGAAGUUGAAGGCAACAGUUUACGUGGGAUGAAUGUUUCCUUUAAUAGAAACGCUGUAUAACUGAAAGACUUGCCUUUACAGAGUUCCAAGUCUCCGCAUUGAAAGACAUCCCAAUUACAGCAGUAAAAUUUGAAGAUGUCAGUGUUGAUGUUUUGUCUCAACCGCCUCCACGAUGUUAGAGUAGCAAUGAUCCUGAUUUUUUUUCUCGUUCAACCUCAAGCUUCAUCUGCCACAGGCGAAGACACCAAUCCAGGGGAAAGAAUUAUCAAGGAAGGAAACGUGACAAUCGGUGGUCUCUUCCCUGUUCACGUGAGAGGUGAAUUUAGAUCGAAAUUUAUGGGCUUAGCUGAAGCCAUGGUUUUUGCCAUCGAACAAAUCAACAAUGACUCCAAUCUCUUACCAAACAUUACUCUCGGUUAUGAUAUCUCCGACACAAACCUUGAAAAUCGCCGGUCCAUGAAAUCCACUUUGGACUUUGUGAAUGUUCAUAAAUUCGCUUUCGCGAACCCUCAACUCAAUGAAACUUGUUUGAUCUUACCCAGGGGCAAGUUUUCUCCGGUGGUCGCUGUAGUUGGGACCGGAACUUCGCGAUCCUCGAUUCUGGUGUCAAAUUUAUUGGAAGUAGAAGAUAUCCCGCUUAUAAGCUACGCCGCUACAAGCGAUGAACUCAGUAGCAGCGCCUAUCCAUCGUUUUUUCGCACCGUCCCCCCUGAUCGUUUUCAAUCAAAAGUGAUGUCGGAUAUUGCUCGUAAUUUCAACUGGACUUAUGUAGCUGCGAUAGCUGUUGAUGACGCAUACGGGCGAUCGGGGAUUGAAUUUUUCCGCAAGAAUUCAAAACCCCUGGGUAUUUGCAUUGCAUACGAAACAUAUUUCCCUUCCAACGGUCAGAGAGGAGAGGAGAAAAUUCGAACUAUUAUCGAGGAACUGAAAGAGAGGGAUGAAAUCGGUGUUAUUAUUCUGUAUUGUACCAGCGACCCGGCUGUAAGUGUUCUCACAGAAGCUCUCCGUCAAGGUCUCAUUGGUCGCACUUGGAUUGCUAGUGAAGCUUGGGGAAACAAUGAUCGAGUAAUCAAGCGCACAGACCUGCAACCCAUCCUACAAGGAAUGCUAGGGGUUGUAUUCACGGACAUUACUGUGCCUUCAUAUAAACGUUAUCUUCUGUCACGCACUUCUGCUUACCGGCCAGAGCCAUGGUGGAAGCACUUCUGGGAGACAGAAUUCAGCUGCAGGUUCAACGCCACGCCAUCAAAUGGGACGGAACAGUGUUUAGACCACCUCAAAAUCACAGAGAGUAUCUACGAAAAAAGUCUGGCCGACAGCAAGUCUACGUAUGUUAUAAACGCUGUGUAUGCAAUAGCGCAUGCGUUAGACGCCAUUUUUAGGUGUGUAUCUUCUCCUAAGAACCAAUGUCCCAAGACGGAACCUUAUGUUGAACCACUAGACGUUCUGCAAUACUUGAAAAAGGUUAAUUUCACAUCUGAAGUGUCCAACGUGUUUUUCGAUGAAAAUGGUGAUUCUCAAGCAUCUUACAGCAUCAUUAACUAUCGAGCUGACAACGGAACGAACGGCCGAGUGGAAACGGUGGGUACCUGGGAAGUAGGGAGUCUUCAACUCAACGCUAGUCUCAUAAUGUGGAACAAAGGUCUGAAAGGAACUAAGAUCCCUCGUUCGGUUUGCAGCGAGAGAUGCCACCCGGGAUACCGACAAACACAAGAGCUUAACUGUUGUUGGCAGUGCAUCAGAUGUUUACAGGACACUAUUUCCAGCGUGUUUGGAGCGAUGAAUUGUACGCCGUGUAGUGAAGAUCACAUUUCAAACGAAGCGCGCACGGAGUGUAUGCAUGUUCCUGUUGAACGCAUUCAAUGGGGAGAUUCACUCGGAGUUUUCAUCGCCUUUUUCGCUGUAUUGGGAACUCUCGCUUCAAUUCUUAUUGGAGGAGUAUUUGUCUGGCGCAAUGAAACUCCAAUCGUGAAAGCAUCUAAUCGGGAACUUAGCUACACAUUUCUGUUCAGUAUUUGUAUGAACUAUAUAUGGGCCUUAAUCAACCUGGCCGAGCCGACCGAUUUUGUUUGCCCAUUACAGCAAGCUUGGUUCUAUAUUUUCUACACUGUUGCUAUAUUAGUCCUCGGCGUCAAAACGAAACGAAUUGUACAUUUGUUUGAAAAUCGAGUUCCACGGUCUGAACUCACCCAAUCAUUCGUCCAAAGGCACAAGCACAUUUUAAUACUAGUCGGCGUCGUAGCCCUUGUGGUAUUAAUUCUCAUCAUCUGGUUCGUCGACGACAUUCCACGACCAAACGUGGACAAAUCCAUCAGGACCCCUCACUAUUUGGAGUGUUUGGCCAGCUCCAACGUACUCGGAAAAGUUUGUCAGUACCUCCUCAUCGUCAUCCUUGUGAGCGUCUCCAUAGUCUGCUGCUAUUUUGCAUUUAAAUCCAGAAAGCUGCCCCACAAUUUUAAUGAAGGAAAAUUUAUCGCGUUCGCAUUGUACACCAGCGUGAUCUCAUGGGUGACUUUUUACCCAGUUUAUCUGAACAUUCGCGGUAAAUACUCUGUAGUUAUCGCGGGCGCAGCUUCUAUCAUCGCUGCCAGUGGACUAUUGGUGUGUAUCUUUGUGCCAAAGGUUUACAUAAUUAUCUUCCAACCUGAGAAAAAUACGGUCGCAUACAUGAAGAGCCAAAUUUCCAGCCACACCUUCCGUAGGAGUGCAAUGGAUGCGGAGUCACGACACAGGUCAUGUAAUAGUCCGGAGAGUAACCCUGCUGCAGGGACCCCAACGGGGACCCCGGUACAGUCGGAGACUCCGACGUCAUCGCGGCUUGAUAUCAUAGGUCCAAAAAUGACAGAGGGGGAGGAUCAGAAGGCUGUUAGUGCGUUAUAAUGCGUCUAAUUAUUGCUUUUUGAGUUGCAAAGGGCGAAGGCAAAACGCAGCAGUAUAGAAUGAAACUGGCUGUUUUCUAGUUAAAUAAUCUCUUCCGCAAAUAUUUUUUGACAGUAUGUUAAAAAAAAAGAAAGAAAAAAAAUGGUCGAGUUUUCAAUUGCUAGACUCCGCUUGAUACUGCGAGAUAAUUUUCUAUUUCAAUGCCUUAUAGAUGGUUGAAGUCGAAGUCACCGGUCAACCUACUUAAAAGUUAUUAGAGAAAUGGUGCAAAAUUGUUGAUUAGACGACGAUACAUAAAAAGAAAAUAUAGUUAUGCAGAAAUUUUCAUUGGAUAUUUGUGUAUUAAGACAAUUCAGAAAACUUAUAUCGGUCACUGCCAACAGAAAUACAGAACUGGUUUGGCAUCAGAAGAUAAUGAAAUUCAUAUUCUUACGUAAAUUUGAAAUGCAAUGAAAACUUGGUACAAUUGAAUUAUUUAUGAUUCCAAAUUAAAUUAAAGAGAAGUAUAUGUUGAUUAAAAUUUUCAAGUGAUGCAAAGGGUUUAACCAAAUAAAUAGAUAUUUCAAAUUAAAA
Stylophora pistillata is the source of this 4576-nucleotide messenger RNA. RefSeq names its product extracellular calcium-sensing receptor. Gene Ontology annotation, cellular component: membrane. The record is from RefSeq and is a predicted model, not a curated record. Gene Ontology annotation, biological process: G protein-coupled receptor signaling pathway. NCBI's taxonomy places the organism in Eukaryota, Metazoa, Cnidaria, Anthozoa, Scleractinia, Pocilloporidae. Gene Ontology annotation, molecular function: G protein-coupled receptor activity.